Molecule: messenger RNA, 999 nt
Organism: Linum tenue
Lineage: Eukaryota; Viridiplantae; Streptophyta; Magnoliopsida; Malpighiales; Linaceae
Source: the annotation of a GenBank genome assembly
AUGAACAAGAAAAGGAAGGCCGGGAAAGAAAGGCGCCGUGACAGGUUGAGCCGUCUUCCGGAACCCAUUAUCCAUCACAUCCUUUCCUUCCUCGCCACGAGAUCCGCCGUUCAAACCUCGGUGUUGUCACGAUCAUGGAGGUCCGCCUGGAAACACGUCCCUGUUCUGGACUUCAGCCAGCACUCCUUCCAGCGUUACUCGAGCUUCCACCGGUACGUGGGGAAUGUUCUGUCCCUUCGCUAUCCCCUCAAUCUGCGCAAGGUGAAGUUUGCAGACGGUGAGCGGAGGUCCGAUGGCAGGGACGAUUCUCUGGUGAUUAGGGUAAUCCAAUACGCCUUGUCCCACGAUGCUCGGCAUCUGGUGAUUGACAAUGCGAAUGACGUUAUAUCCCCUGACAUUUACAGGUUCUCUGAUUUGUUUGGCUCGGCCACCUCCUCCUCGAAUUGCAAUCUCGAAACCCUAGAAUUGGAAGGUUUUGAGAUUGAUAGCGGGUUUGGGUCUCCUGGGUUUCGGAUGCUGACUAGUUUGGAUUUGUGGACUUGUCUGGUGGCUUGCGGUGAAGAAGAGGUUCUUGAACCUUUCUCCAACUUUCCUUGUCUCAAGCAUUUGAGCCUCCGUGAUUUGCUCGGCGAUUUCCUCUUCCCUGAGAUUAAUGAUCAUCCCGGUCUUAUGAAGAUACACGGGCUCGAGUUGCUUAGUCUGAAACUGCACACUGUGAAGUUUUACCGCAUCGAAAUAGAUGCCCCGAAGCUCAAAUUCUUCGGUAUCUGGGACGACGUUGAAUGGUUGUAUUACUCCAAUUUGAGCCUUCCUUCUCUUGAUCAUGCUGAUAUCGGUCUCCAUGGGAAAUUGCGUUUCGACGAGGAGGACAAGGAAUGCGUAGCGCUGCAGUUGAUCAACCUGUUCCGGGGUUUGCAGAAUGCGAAAUCUCUGAACCUGUAUAGAGACACCACCAUUCCGGUAACAACCCUUGUGACUGCUUCUUGCAUACAUAAAUGA